Messenger RNA from Hypomesus transpacificus, 1196 nucleotides. RefSeq names its product cysteine and glycine-rich protein 2 (gene csrp2). Gene Ontology annotation, molecular function: actinin binding; structural constituent of muscle. The record is from RefSeq and is a predicted model, not a curated record. NCBI's taxonomy places the organism in Eukaryota, Metazoa, Chordata, Actinopteri, Osmeriformes, Osmeridae. The coding region runs from base 157 to 738 and encodes 193 amino acids. Gene Ontology annotation, biological process: muscle tissue development; sarcomere organization. The transcript is spliced from 6 exons. Gene Ontology annotation, cellular component: Z disc; cytoplasm; nucleus.
AUGACUUGCUAUACGGAGUCCGGCUAUUGCUGAGUGAGUAAGUAUACGGAGGACUCAAGUGAACAUACGGAUAUCACAAUUUGAACAACCAGUGUGGCGCGUACAAGGAAUUCAUUGCGGUGAUACUCAGACGGAUUUGUAAAGCACAACAACAACAUGCCCAACUGGGGAGGUGGAAACAAGUGUGGCGCUUGCCAGGGCACGGUGUAUCACGCUGAGGAGGUGCAGUGUGAUGGCAAGAGCUUCCACAAAUGCUGCUUCCUAUGCAUGGUGUGCAGGAAGGGACUGGACAGCACCACGCUGGCCAUCCACGACACGGAGAUCUACUGCAAGUCCUGCUACGGGAAGAAGUACGGGCCCAAAGGCUACGGCUACGGCCAGGGCGCCGGAACACUCAACAUGGACCGAGGAGAGAGGCUGGGGAUCAAACCAGAGGAGACUCAGACCCACAGACCCACCACCAACCCCAACCCCUCGAGAUUCGCCCAGAAGUUUGGCGGUUCAGAGAAGUGUGCGCGAUGUGGGGAUUCUGUUUAUGCAGCGGAGAAGGUCGUAGGGGCAGGCAAGCCGUGGCACAAAAACUGUUUCCGCUGUGCCAAGUGUGGGAAGAGCCUGGAGUCCACCACUCAGACAGAGAAAGACGGCGAGAUCUACUGCAAAGCAUGCUAUGCCAAGAACUUUGGACCCAAAGGUUUUGGGUAUGGCCAAGGGGCAGGGGCUUUGGUCCAUGCCCAAUGAUGAUGACUGCUUCUCAACAGGAACUACGCCUGCCAUGCCUUUGUGCCAUUCAGUCUAAUGUGAAAAUCUGAGUAUUCAUGCCUUUGAUUUUUCUUGCAUGGGAUGUGGGCACCAAUAAUAAACAGAAUAUUUACAGAGCCAUUUUUCACAGAUAUCUUUGCCAAUUAUACAAUAGAUAUUACAAAUGUACUUAAGUAUGUCUCAAUAUAGUGACAACCUGAAGAAAAUAAAAAAAUUAUUAUGAACAUAGCCAAAUGAUUCAACCGAAUUUCAAACACGAGAGGCCACAAAUGAUUAUUUUCACAUUUGACUGUAUUUUUUUUAUUAAAGCCAUUAAAAUUGAUCCAUGCCCAAUAUGUUUACAUCUGAAGCGGAAUUACGGUGACGUCCUGAAGGAGGUGGAGAGGCACUGGAGAUGGUCAUGUGCUUUCAAUAUGGCGGGACAGCAGGGUACAAAA